CGGAAGUUUGAGGCAUGAGCUGAAAAUGGAUGAGUUCUAGUUCUUGUGUUUUUCUUUAUUGUGUAAAAGUUGGUUUCAAGUGUCCCAGUUUCGUAUCGUCGGCACGUCUGACUGAUGUGGCUAAGUGCUGCCGCUGCCGCUGCUUUCGUCGCUGUUUGUGCUUAUUACAUGAACUUUGACAACCAGCUUAGAGGAGAAGAAGAAGAAGGCAGGUCGGUGUUGUCCGCAUGCCCUUCUUUACUACAACUUUAUUCACAAGGCGUAUUAUUAGAAGCAUGUCGUCCGCUCUUCAGCGUCACGUCAUCUGGGAGUCAGAUGGGCUGGUAGCCUACCUUCACCCUCGGCCCUGGACCCCGGGCUCUGUCAUCCUGGAGAGCAGCACCCCCGGGACCCAAGAAGGCAGCAUUUUCCACUUGGGGGAGCCAGAGUACUUGUCCUGGCUGCUUGGGGCGAGAGCUGUGGCAGAGCUGCUGUGUGACAGGCUGGGAGUUCGGAGGUGUGCGCUGGUCAGCAGACCCCACAGAGAUAGACCUGCUCAGAUCCGUAUCCUCCCCCUGUGUGGGCUGGACGCAGAGUGGCGCCCUCAUCUGGCUGGGGAACAAGAGCACAACGCCCAUGACCCGGGAUACUGCACUUCCAGGACCGCCCCACGAUGGAGUGACUCCAGCCUGACUGAAAUCCAGACCAGGAUUCGAGCCAAACUGCCGCUGCCUGAUGCCCCCCCUGAUCUGACCUUCCUCGGGGACGAUCCGGCUCACCCUUCGCUGUUCUCACGUAUUGUUCGUGGUGAGGAGCAGCAGUGGCGCGUGUGGGAGGACAAAGGUCAUGUGGCUUUUCUCACUCCAUUCCCCAACUCCCCUGGAUUCACUGUGUUAGUCCCACGCCGACCUUUGACCUCUGAUAUAUUCAGACUGGAAAAAGAAGAUUACGAGAGACUGGUGCUGGCCGCCAAGAAGGUGUCGCGGCUCCUAGAGGAUGGGUUGGGCGCUUGGGGGGUGGGGCUUAUUUUUGAGGGUUUUGAGAUCGACUACGCUCAUGCCAAGCUGAUACCACUAUUCCUGCCGCCAUUGUCGGCGGUUGAAAAUAAACCAGAUAAACCACCGUCUCCCCAGUUUUACCCCACUUACCCGGGAUAUGUGACAUCAGAAGAUGGGCCUGAAGCCAGCUUAGAGAGUCUGAAGAUAAUGCACACUAAAAUCAGUCAAAUGUAAUGCUCUUUGAUUCUGACUCUGAUACUGUUUUUACCAAAUAAUCACCAUUCUCUUUGCACAAUCAUGACUGAACGACUACACCCGAGCUGGUUAUCUAAGUACUUCUAAGUGACUCUGUUCAUUUUUUGCAAGACAAACAUUUGAUUCAGACAUCAAAUAUCUGAUUAAAGUUUACAAAUUACUCUAAAUCACGUAUUAAAUACAUUCUUUAAAAUCCAACAAUGUUAACAUUAAAACAUCAGUGUCAUUGCACACUGUACACAAACAUGUACAGUUUACCUCAGAAAUACAGAACAAAAAGCUCAGUUAUGUCAAUGCAUCAUUACACUGUGCUAUUUAUGUUCCUGAAUAAUUAGAUUGUUAUGUGUUUAGUUCGUUUGCUUGCAUAAUCUGUGUGCUCGCUCAUUGCACAUCUGCUAAUUGGUCCCUCUGUGUGAUUCUGUUGUAAGACUUAAUUAAUAACUUAAUUAAUAAAGUGCUUAAUCGGUGCUUUGUAA
This is a messenger RNA of Neolamprologus brichardi, 1708 nucleotides long. RefSeq lists its product as uncharacterized. Gene Ontology annotation, molecular function: catalytic activity. The record is from RefSeq and is a predicted model, not a curated record. NCBI's taxonomy places the organism in Eukaryota, Metazoa, Chordata, Actinopteri, Cichliformes, Cichlidae.